Molecule: messenger RNA, 1073 nt
Organism: Rhodotorula graminis WP1
Lineage: Eukaryota; Fungi; Basidiomycota; Microbotryomycetes; Sporidiobolales; Sporidiobolaceae
Exons: 5
Coding region: 77-982 (301 amino acids)
Molecular function (GO): RNA binding; zinc ion binding
Source: RefSeq, a predicted model, not a curated record
GCAGCUCGCUCGAGCGGACCAGCUGCGACCGCCAACUCGACGGCAAGGUCGCGCGCAACACGGCCCACCCACAGCCAUGGCCGCCCCAGUCGUCGAGACGGACCCGGCCCGCCUGUUCCUCCACGCCGACCUCUCGAUCGAGCCCUUCCUCAAGCACGACCUCCAGCUGCGCCUCGACACCGACGCACAACUGUGCCCAGAACACGUCCACUCGCCGCCAUGUCCACGCGGCCCAGCGUGCCCGCUCCGUCACGUCACCCCCUCGCCCCUCAACUUCCAGCCGACGCCGCCCAUCCCGCACUCGCAGCACGCCCGCACCGUGUGCAAGCACUGGCUGCGCGGCCUGUGCAAAAAGGGCCAGCAGUGCGACUUUAUGCACGAGUACCACCUGCGCAAGAUGCCCGAGUGCUGGUUCUUCGCAAAGUACGGCUUCUGCUCCAACGGCGACGAGUGCAUGUACCUCCACGUCACAGAGGACAUGCGCAUCCGCGAGUGUCCCUCGUACCGCAAAGGCUUCUGCCCUCAAGGUCCCGACUGCAAGCUAAAGCACGUGCGGCGUGUCAUCUGCCAAGACUACCUCGUCGGCUUCUGCGCAAAGGGCAAGGACUGCCCGUUCGGCCACCCAAAGUUCGAGCCCGAGCCCGAGCCUCCCCUGUCGUCGACGCGCAUCCCGGACGUGAGCGGCGCGCGGUUCCUGCCCGAGGCCACCUUCCGCCUGUACCGCAAGGACUGGCUCGAGCACGCGGCCGACCCGUCUGGGCGCAGCGGGGCCGGCGGAGGUGGGUUCGGCGGCGGUGCGGGAGGCGGCAUGGGCGGCGGGAGGAGGGACAUGAGCCAGAUCACGUGCUACAAGUGCGGCGCUCAGGGUCACUUUGCCAACAGCUGCCCGAACGCGGGCGGCGGCGGUGGAGGAGGAGGAGGAGGUGGACCUCCAGGAGGAGGAGGGGGCGGCUUUGGCGGACCUCCUCGACGACCGUACUGAGGGCGACGUGGAUCUGGGUUGUGUCGAGACGGGUGUUGUAGCUGUACCAGAGGACGAGGGUGGCAUCGCAUCGCAUCCAUAUCUCACGCCG